GAUCUGCCAAUGAGUAAAGAAGCGAACCUUGGUUAGAGGAAACUUGUAGGCGCUUUCCGAGUUUCAUUUCUUCCUCAUGCUCUCAGUCCUGUGUUUGUGCUUGUACAGAUUGUGAGCGAAGGCUGCUCUUACCAGUCUUGUAAACAUUUUCACGCGUUAAGGCUAUAAUGCUUUUUGAGACGAGUUUAUGUAUUUUUUCUUUGCUCGGUGUGGCUAUAACCUUCACCAGCGGUAGCCCAAACAAGAUGACAGUAGCCACAGUUUACUGGGACGCCACACACAAGUUAGUCCUACUGAAAGAGGGGGUGCUGGAGAAGCAAGGUGGUGCGUAUGGAUACCUCAACGACAGCCUCUCUCUCACGGGCUGGAGUGUGCUGGAGCUGCGGGCAGGGUAUGGAGAGACUAACGAGUCUGACGAGGUCACCUUUUUCCUGGCAGGCUUCCUCGAAGGCUUCCUCACUGCCCCGCAAAUGAUUAGCCACUAUGCCAACAUGUAUCCCCAGCUCAUCGAGGACCCCAAGGUCUUAGGACCAGUGAAGGAUUUUAUGAAUAAGCAGGAUGCAUGGACCAGAGAGCAGGUGAAGCUAAACAAGGGCAGCGACCCUCUGUGGAGACACACUGGCUUCAUCGUGGCCCAGAUGGAUGGGCUCCAGGCAGGGGUGGCACACUGGGCCAAAAAACAAGGCCAGAAGCCUCUGUCGCUGUUUGCGGUCCAGUUCCUGAACGCUGUAGGCGACCUGCUGGACCUGAUCCCUGCGCUGGUCCCCAACACCAAACCUCCUCUCCGUGAUUUCCAACUGCCAGGGAUGGGACACUGUUCUGCCCUCAUCAAGAUGCUCCCAGGUUUUGAGAACCUGCUGUUUGCCCAUUCCAGCUGGUACACAUACGCUGCCACCAUGCGGAUCUACAAACACUGGGACUUCCAUGUCAGCGAACCCCACACCGCCACUGGCAAACUAUCCUUCAGCAGCUACCCGGGCUUCCUAGUGUCUCUGGAUGACUUCUACCUGCUGGGCAACGGUCUCAUGAUGACCCAGACCACCAACAACGUCUUCAACUCCUCCCUCUUCUCCCAGAUCACCCCCCACAGCCUGCUGGCCUGGCAGAGGGUCCGGCUAGCAAAUGCUCUGGCAAACACUGGGGAGCAGUGGGCCAAGACCUUUGCCUCAUACAACUCUGGUACUUAUAACAACCAGUACAUGGUGUUGGACAGGAGCAGAGUGAAGCUGGGCCACAGCCUGGAGGAUGGAGCUCUGACUGUGGUGGAGCAGAUCCCUGGCCUGGUGGAGUAUUCAGACCAGACGCAGGCUCUGCGCAGGGGUUACUGGCCCUCCUACAACAUCCCGUUCCACUCUAGGAUCUACGCUCUGAGUGGCUACGGUAAGAUGUGGGAGCAGUAUGGAGAUGACUUCUCUUAUGACCUCUGCCCACGGGCCAAGAUCUUCAGACGAGACCAGGCUGGGGUAAAGGACCUGGACUCCCUCAAAUACAUCAUGAGAUACAACGACUACAAAAAUGACCCCUACUCUAAAGGAGACCCUUGCAAGUCCAUCUGCUGUCGUAAUGACCUGAAGCAGACACACCCCAGUCCAGGAGGGUGUUAUGACACUAAGGUGACAGACUACCACAUGGCCGAGCAGUUCCAGGCCGAGGCUGUGAACGGCCCCACCACCCAGCACGGCCUGCCCCCCUUCUCCUGGGACGGCUUCAACAGCACGGCUCACCAGGGCCUGCCCCUCGUCUACAACUUCACCUUCACGGACAUGCAGCCCCUGCUCUUCACCCCCUGAGAGGGAGGACAAUGGAGGGGGUGGAGCACGGCUAUCAGGAAACGUCCUCAGGGGCCACGUUGCUAUAGUGAUCAACGGUUUGAAAUCAAGAAUUCUGUCAGUGUGUGACGCUUAAUGUGUUUUUUUUUCCUGCUCAGUUGACCUUGAACUAUACAUGCCUUGGGCAUAGAAAUGAGGUGCUGCUGUAUUCACCUAAAUGUUUGUCCUUUUGCAAUUAAGCUUUCGUUUUAGUGGACGCUUUAUGAGUUUGAGGUUUCCAAUCAUGGCCUAAACCUAGACCUGUUUAUUAGUCAAAUGCUCUUGAUUGUAAUGAGGUAACAAUUCAUCAUAUAUUGUUUAAAUUGCGUAGGAACACUAUCGUUUGAAUUAACUGUCACCACAAUGCAAUUCUCAGGGCCAAUUUCACUGUCAUGAUCGAUGCCUGUGGUUUUGUUUUUGUACAUGUGAAAUGAAUGUCUUUUAAACGUUGUAUUUGUUUUUGAUGAACUCAUAGCACUUGACUUUAUUGUUAAUAAAAAAAAGAAACAACUGUGCCCCUA
Hypomesus transpacificus is the source of this 2329-nucleotide messenger RNA. RefSeq names its product phospholipase B domain containing 1a (gene plbd1a). Gene Ontology annotation, molecular function: glycerophospholipase activity. The transcript is spliced from 11 exons. Lineage: Eukaryota; Metazoa; Chordata; Actinopteri; Osmeriformes; Osmeridae. Gene Ontology annotation, biological process: phospholipid catabolic process. The coding region runs from base 168 to 1790 and encodes 540 amino acids. Gene Ontology annotation, cellular component: extracellular region. The record is from RefSeq and is a predicted model, not a curated record.